GAAACAAAGCAGAUAAAGGAUAACAAAAAAAAAAGAAUUUUUUCGUCUGCUGCACUUUUUAGCUGCGCUUGUAAUUUUUGUGUAAAAAAUUUAUAAAAAAAUCACAAAUUAGUUAAUAUUUUAUAUUAAUCUAUAAUACAACAAAUAUAUAUUAGUUUUAUAAUAAAAUUAAUACAAUAACUUAUAAUAAAAGCAGAAAAAAUUAAUUUUAUACAUUGCAAAAAGUAAUCGAGAAGAAAAAAAAAGUGAAAGCCAAUUUUGUGUGAUAAUUGGAAAAAAUAAAAGCAAGAGAGAACCACAAAAUAUUGAAGAGAAACAGCGAAGAGCAAUUAAGAAUUUUAAGAGAAAUAAAAAAAAAUAGUUUCUUUUUUGCUUCCAAACAGGAAACGUAUCGAAAGAAAAGAAAAAAAGCAGAAAAGUGCAGCAAACGUUAAAUACAGGUGGAUUUUUUCUUUUUUUACACACUACCAGCUAAGAAAAAACAAAAAGAAAAGUUAAAAUACAUUUAAAAUUUUUGUCAUUAUUUAAAAAUAAAAACCGUCAAAAUUCUCGGCUUAAAUAACAAUUCAAUUUAUAUUAAUAAACUUCAUCCGAAUCAUAAUAUAAAUAAAUUAACGCGUUCAAAUAGCACACACCACCACAACAACCGAAAUCUGCCGAUUAUGUUUGUCAACUCAAUGACGUUCCGUGGCAAUCCGGCUGCUGCCAGCCAUCAUUACCAUCAACAGCAAUCGGCUCUAAAUCAUCACGCCUCCUUAGCAGCUGCUGCCGGUCAUCCUCUAGCCGCCGCUCAUCACGCUGGCCAACAGGCAGCUCAGCUACAUCAUGCGGCAGCCCAUACUGGUGGUGCCGGGCCACUGGGACAUCACUUGACUGCUCAUACGGGCCAUCAUGGUGCAGCUGGUAAUAAUAACCAUCAUUUAGCUGGCAGCCAUCUUAAUCGUACUCCCCAUGCUCCCAUGGGACUGGGUACUGGUAAUAUAACAUCUAUUUCUCCACACCUUUCAGCUGGCAGCACUUCAUCGGGCAGUGCAUCGAGCACCAACUCUCCCGAUGGUGGCAAGAUCUACAUAAAGAAUCUGGAACGAUCAAUUGAUAACAAGGCCAUGUACGAUACUUUUUCGGUAUUCGGCAAUAUACUAAACUGUAACGUGGCCAAGGAUGAGCACGGCAAUUCACGCGGUUAUGGUUUCGUACACUUUGAUACUGAGGAUGCUGCUCGCGUGGCCAUCGAGAAGGUGAAUGGAAUGUUGUGUAACAAUCAAAAGGUUCAUGUCGUCAAGUAUAUACCACGACGUGACAGAGAACAGGAGAAGGCUACGCAAUUUAGGAAUUUGUAUGUGAAGAAUUUCAAUGAGGACUUCUCGGAACAACAUAUGCGAGAAAUGUUUGAACCAUUCGGUCGUAUUACCAGUCAUAAGAUCAUGACUGACGAAGAAGGACGCUCUAAACGUUUUGGCUUUGUUGCAUUUGAAAAUCCCCAAUCAGCUCUGGCAGCUGUUAUAGCUUUGAAUGGCAAACAAUUGGGUGACAAGUACCUUUAUGUAGCUCGAGCUUUAAGUAAAAUUGAGCGUCAACAAGAAAUCAAUCGCAAAUUAGAAGAACGUAAAAGACAAAAACCAGGUCAAGUAUUUUUUUAUUAAACAUUGAAAAAAAAACAUAAGAAAAUAAAAAAAAACUUGCAUACAUUUUAUGCGUAAAUUCAAAAUAUAAAAAAAAUAAAAAACUAAAAAAAAAAAAAUUAAUAAUAAAAAUCUAUUAAUAUUUAUCUUAAAGAAAACAUUACUAUUUCAUUAUUAUUAUACACACACUAUGCAAAACCACACUAUAUACUUAAAUGUAUUUGUAGAAAUUUUUAAAAAACCAGAUUGAAUAACAAAAUGAAAUAUCUUUAAAAAAAUUAUGAAUAUUUUUGAAAACUAGAAUACGUUUUAAAAAAAAUUUAAAGAAAUAUUGCUUAAAUGUUAAAUAAUUGUAAUAGUACUACUGAAAAACAAAAACAAAAAAUAUUAAAUGAAAAACCUACACAGCAUAAGCUUUUUUUAGACAAGAAAAUAAAAAACAAAACAAAAACAAAAGAAGAAUAUACAAAAUAGAAGAAGCAAAUAAAAAAAAAAUUCAUUUUAAUUAAUAAUACAAGGAGUAGAGCUCCUUCUUUAAUAAUAAAUUUAAAAACAAAACUCAAAUAUUUUAUGCACUUUAAUGAUACAAACAAAAAAAAUUAUUUUCUCAACCACAAAACAAAAGAAAAAGAAAAACCCAAAAUUAAAAUUGAAAAAUUAGUUGAUAAAUUGAAAAGAAAAAACCAAGUAUUAGCAAAAGAAAAAAAAUAAUAAACAUGUUUUUUAAAUAUUUCAAAACAAAAAAUAUAAAAUAAUAAUUAUUUAGUAAAACCUCUAAAAUAAACAAAAAAAGAAAAAAACAAAAACAAAAAUAUAUACUAAUAACAUUUAUAUGCUUAAAUUAUAAGUUUUCCUUUUUUGAAACAACAUUUUCAGAAAAUUUAGUAAAACACACACACAAACAAAAACUCCCCAUUAUGUGUAGAUAAAAAUUUAAAUUGCUUAAAUAAUAAAGAUUAAAAUUUCCCUGAAAAAACAACAAAA
Calliphora vicina (urban bluebottle blowfly) is the source of this 2606-nucleotide messenger RNA. Its product is annotated as polyadenylate-binding protein. The record is from RefSeq and is a predicted model, not a curated record. Bases 663 to 1643 code for a protein of 326 amino acids. Gene Ontology annotation, cellular component: nucleus; ribonucleoprotein complex; cytosol. Gene Ontology annotation, molecular function: poly(A) binding; mRNA 3'-UTR binding; poly(U) RNA binding. NCBI's taxonomy places the organism in Eukaryota, Metazoa, Arthropoda, Insecta, Diptera, Calliphoridae. The transcript has 2 exons.